Molecule: messenger RNA, 8742 nt
Organism: Hyaloscypha bicolor E
Lineage: Eukaryota; Fungi; Ascomycota; Leotiomycetes; Helotiales; Hyaloscyphaceae
Product: glycosyltransferase family 4 protein
Exons: 5
Coding region: 17-8599 (2860 amino acids)
Molecular function (GO): glycosyltransferase activity
Source: RefSeq, a predicted model, not a curated record
GUUCAUUUGAGUCGAUAUGGAGGCAGUAUAUUCUGGUUUGACGGUGGUCGGCUGGCACUUGAUGCUGGAAUCCUGGUGGGACAAGCUUUUGGCAGCUUUCCUCCUUGCGACCAUCAUCAUUGGUUCGAUAUACAUAGUAUAUCGAAUAUAUCUCUCGGUGAAGAGUUAUUGGAAAGCAAGACAACUUAAAGUGGUCGUACCAGCACCCGUCGCCCGAUACCUCGAACGUCUAAGAAGUAGCACCAAACGUCUCUCUCAACUACCCCUCUCGCUGAAGAAAGCCUCGUCUGAAGAACUAAAGUCUUUUGGGGUAUACCUCGGCAGCUUCGAUAACCCUCCCACGCUCUCUCAGGCACGUCUGCUCUCACAAUGGGACGUCCUCGUCCUCAACCCUCUGAAAGAGGGGGUGUUGGAUGCACUUGCGAUAUGUCGACCCACCUCCACACACAUACUUGGGAGACUGAAUGUGGCGACAUUGGCGAACUCAGACGCCUCCUCUCAUAGCGAGGAUGUAAUAAAGUGUUUAUUCGCCCUCUCUCAGACGAUGAUCACUCAUUUCCAGAACGGCCCACAAUCGCCAUUCACUGGCGUUGUUCUGGCCGAGUUCCAGUCACACUUCCAACCUGCGGUCUUGAACUCGGUCGCAAAAUACAUCAAUGGCCUCGGCAUAGACGUCUGGCUCGAGAUGGGGCCACCUGAGUAUCUCAGUGAGCGCGACGCUCGCGACAUCAACAUGGGGCUGAUCAGGGGAAUCAUUUGUCGCAAUGGAACUAUCCGACGCGAUGGCGACAGGCAAAACUACUUCCAAAUGACGGGGAUGCGUACAGCCCAGAGGUUAAUCGCCGCGCAAAGGGUGGUGCAUGGUCCUCCCAUGAUGAUGUGGGAGACGAUUGAUGAUAGCGCCGAACUACAAUAUGCAGUCGUGCAGCGAAGUUUCAACUGGUGCCGCUUCAACAGCACGCUAGUCUGGAUUGGGCACGAAGCUGCUCUGACCGACGCGGACUCUGCGGCCGCGCUGACGGUGGCCGAAAAGCCGCUUGGAGCGUUGAUGUGGAUGAAGCACGAUGAUAACAUGAAGGCUCACGAUGUCUGGAGGGCAAACGACCAAAUCUCCCAGACAUCAUGCGGCCACGAAGCUCUGUAUGAAUCAUUGCACGAGUUUGUUCCAGAUUUGGCUGCCAGACUGAGUUUGCUGCCCGCGCCUGAGAAGAAGCAACACCCGGGAGCCCUCGUCCAAUUUCAGCAUCCUGCUGUGAAUGACUAUGGCCAGACCAACCCCUUGACAGCAGUUCUCUCCGCUGGAGCAGACAGCUGGGAUGGAUUGGGGUGUUACCAAUUGGGCCUUGAAGUCACUCCAAAAGCAUUUUCAGAUCUCCUCCAGGGACAGCGCAAUCUCCAGGACCUGGAAUUGCUCCAACGCAUCCCAGGGGAAGAGCUCCGCAGUUAUGGUGAACAGAUCGCAGUUCUACUUAAUAAACAGACUUCAGAGUCAAUCGCUCCCGCAACGUUCCAAGCGAUCUCCGAGUUGGUAGGCUUUCUGAGGACCGGCAAUGACGACGACAGUUCUCGGAUCCAAGUGUACUCGGGAUUGCACUCCGGGUUUCAGACGGACCCCGAGACUCAAUUCUGGGGUUUCUACGACGUCGACAAUAGAUCCGGAGCUGUCACCCUCUAUCUUUCGAACAAAACUCCGGACCGCGCAGGCACAAUCCUUCACACAUUCCUGUCUAGCCGUGGACGCUCGCGGUCCGAAUGUUUCAUUGCAGAGCUUGCCAUGGCUGAGCAGAAUGAUUUUCUCUCAGAGAUGUGGCAAUUGCCUCCCCGCAUCGUGCAUGACGUGAAACAACUCUCGCCCGCAGAGACCAUCUUGUUUCUGCGGCGGCUGGUUCUAUCGACGCGUGGAGACGAUUCCGUUUUCUGGGCAAGAGUUCGCACCCUCUGCGAGUACCAACUCAUCGAAGUGCCCACACUCACGCAGCUUAGAGAGAUGAAUUCAGUUGUGUAUUUACGUGGGGAGGUCUCAGCUGAGACUGUGAUCAAUGCUCGCAUUGCCUGGCUUGGCGAACGCGGCUGUUGGAUUCCGGAUCCUUCUGCCGCAGUCGCCUUGUUCAAGGAAGUCGAUACCCGCUUGUAUGAGAUUUUGAUGAAUGGCAACAGCAAGACUCUUGCCCAGCUCAGUAUUGUCAUGCAAACCAUCAUGCAAGAGAAUCGGAUCGAUGCUGGUGCCGAUAUCUUUGCUCUGGCGGUGUUUUCUGCCUUCCGCAAACUUGCGCUUGAUGAAGUUUACCUCGAGGUCCUGGACCGCAACGUACUUCCAAACCACGCAACAGAUCAAGCCGGAUGCUUCGCAGAGCACUUUGGUCUAGGUUCGCGGUGUGAUUCUUUCUUUGACAUGACACCACGAGUUCUGGGAAGGAUUAUCUCGGACCGUUACCGAGCCUACUACAUGGAAUUCCAGCCACCACAACGAGCAGAAGGCUUCACUGAGCUCCCGACAGCAUAUGCGCCCAUGCAGGUCGACAUUGAUCCGGCAGAUGGCAAAGAAGAGAUGGCCUGGUACCACCGAAUCACUUUCCUUGGCAUUUUUGCCGUGCCUGCUCUCAUCGAUAUUAUGUUAUUGACAACCAUUGGCCGCGGCCUCUACCUGACCACUUUUAUGACUUCGGCAGAGAAGACAAUGGCUACAACAGCCCUUAUGCUGGCACUUCUUGUGUGCGGUGCCGCUGGCUCGUGGAUCAGCUCUGGUGGAAGCUAUUAUUUCUACGCCAAUGCCUUCCAAGCCAUGAACAUGUUUGUGCUGACUCGCUUCGUUGCUGGAGUUGCAUUCGCUCUGGUUGGUGGACUAGGAGCCAUGGCGGGAGUUAUGGUUGCAAAAGGCGUCACUGCUGGACUUGUCUUUGUUUUCUAUUUCGGCAUGCUCACUACUUACCUUUUGACCCUGUCGACUCUUUCAAUCUAUCAACUUCCCGGGUCCAGGUUCCAAUCUGGACGAACCGUUAUCAUGACUUGCAUACCAAUUCUAUUUAUCUCACCCGUUCUCACCUUGUGGGUUCAGCAUGACAUAAUAGUCUAUCCCUGUAUCUUGACCUUUUUCCUGGUAUCUCUCCUACUUGGAGCACGCAAAGUCCUCUCUCAGUGGAGUACCUGGUACCUCAACAUACCACAUGUCACAGACACUGAAGUUGUCAACUGGUAUAUGAAGACACGGGGAUCAAGAAGGGCAACGAACUUCUUCGAAGGAGACAUCAAAGACAUCGGAAUGUCACCGCAUCCCCGGAGAGAGCUCCAUAAUGCUGUUCUUCGUGAGCAGAAUCGCCACUUCUGGCAGAGCAAAACCACAGAUCCACUAGUUUCAAAGCUAGCUGAAGGGUAUUCUAAGACAAUAUUUCUCAUGCAAUGGUACUGCAAGCACAAGAGAUCAGCUAUGCCUUUGCCGUACAGCGCGACUUGGAAUCUUACACUGAAAGCCGGCUUGGAGAAUAUGACGAAUACACAGAAGGGUCUCAAGCUCCACAGCGCUUUCCUUCAUUGGCGUCAUACUGGUAACGACAUCUGGUCCGGUCUUCUCUAUUUCGUCGUCGCUCUGUUGGACAAGUGGGCUGCCUUGGUAUCUGGUGGUAAUCUCGUGGGUCUUUCUGCCGCAAGUAGUGCAGAGUUUCGUCUCUCAGUUGGCUUUGGGCUGUGCUACUAUCUCAUCGGUGCAGUAUCUCUCGACUCCGUAUCACAACCUCUCUGGACAGCUGCGAACCAAAAGACAAUUCAGCCCAUAACCUCUCUGAAGUUUCUCCGGCAAGCCACUAUCAAUGAUGGCGUAGCGAGACGAGCGCUGUACUGGCAAAAUCUUCUGAAAUUCUUCUUCCUGCACAUUUGGGGCAUGGCUAUCACCGGAGCGCUCAUGUGGAUAUUCGAAGACUCAAGAUCUGCAACAAUAAUGUACCUGGCAUACAUUGGCGCCUACUCCGGUCUCCUCUGGUAUCAAUACAACAAAAUCUACUGCGGUGUCAAAGCAGCCCCAAGUCUCAUAUCAGCAUCAAUUAUCGGCCUCCCAAUCGGUAUUGCUCUUCACGUCAGGCUUCCAGAGUUUGCUUACAGUGGUAUUGUCUCUUUGGCCAUUGGAACAUGGAUUGCAGGCUUCCACUCAAUGUACAUUGCCAAGAUUGGCUGGCCAAGAAUUUUCCGCCUUUUGAAGUUCAAGAAGUCAGCCUCCACAAAGGAGACAGAAUACAAGGAGGUUCGAAGUGACGAAGCCGCGGCGGUGACUUACUCGAGCAGCGCUCUUGAACCUUAUCCCGACCUUUCUCAAGCAACGUUGUCGAAGACAUUCGAGUCCAUUUGCGCUCUUCCCGCUGAUGUACGCUUCACACUCGACCCGUCGCAACACCCAGGCGAUCGAAUCAUGGAAACCUUGCUGUUUCAAAUCAACUCAAGAAAAUCGGAACAUGUCAAACAUGCCUUCCCGCAGGGAGAGGAAUUGAUCCAACGGUCUGCUGAGCUAUGGGGAAGAGGCCAAACUGUGAUCGAACUCGUCUCCGCACGCCAUGUUCCCCAACAAGGGCAGAAGAUCAGGACAAUUAGUCGGAAAAACGGUGAUCUGCUAUACAUAUUCGUGAUUCUCGGCCUCGAUCUGGUCGAAGACGAAUGGAUCCUGAAUAUCCACCGGAACUGCAGAAUUAUCGCUGAAGCUGUCGUUCAGGCCACCUCUGAAGCACAACUUGGCCUGUCACAUGACGAUUCGAUGUUGGCAGAAUUGUUGGCCGUGAUUGAUAACGGGAGCGAUGAACUCUCUGUUCCAGAAGGCAUCAAGCGCCAGCUUGAGACCUCCUCAUCUGAGCGUGCUCGGGUCAUCAGCAAUGGCGAUAAGAUCUUGCUUCGUUAUCUCCUCCUCGGCCUGGACUGCGAAAGGGAAUGGGACCAUUUGCCCAAGUCAGUCAGAUCCUACUUGCUGAGACGGUGCUGUGGACAGUCUGAUACAUUUUCUGUCGACGAAGAACGUGGGCUUCGCUCAACGAUAUUCGCAACAGAUAGUCUUGAACUAGAAGACCGUGUGGCUCGAUGCGAUCUUGGUGCCACUCUCGCAGUCUCGGUCUACCGUCUCGCCAAGGAGCUGGAAGCCACUAGAUCUUAUGAGAAAGAUGAGCAAGAGUUACAAGAUCAGAGUUAUAACGACCUUCUCAGUUCCUCCUCAACCGGUAAUGGUUCGGACCCGAGACUCUUUAGUCGCUUGUAUCGCAAUUUCAGGACGUGCAUCAAGUUCCUUGUCCUCUCUCUCACCGCAGAUCCAGAAUACCAGAGAGAGUUGGACUUCAUGCUGCGGGCGAAGCCCUUGUUUGUGCAUUGGCCUGUGACGUUUUUCUUAAACGGCAUCUGGUCAUACUGCAAAUGGCUCCAGGGAGUUAUCAUUCCAUUAGUCCUCUUUCACAAGCGCGAGAAUAUCUCGAAGCUUCACGACAAUAUGAAAGGCAUGAAGACGGUCAUCGAGAAAAAGAACAGAAUCGUCAUUGAAAGUUUGAACUGCUACUCGACGUGCUUCUUGGCCCCCCAAUCAGAUGGAAGCAUAAAACUCUCUCAAUACACCGGACGCCACGACAGCGAGCCAAGUGAAAAUACAAAGCUAAUUGCUGUCAACACCUAUACCGACAAGCUUGUUCUUCGCCAGAGAGAAGAAUUCAACGGCCAGGGUCUAGUCAACUUUUUCACCUACCAGUAUCCUCAGGGCGGCAGAAAGUCCAAGUCGAAGCUUCCGAUCCAACGUCAAUGCAUCAAUGGAGACUUCGCCGGCCAAACCGUGCAAUACGACCACCGAGGCUAUAUCACGUCGGGAUCCUUUUUCAGAGGAGUCAAUCGCGUCCAAUUCAAGUAUGAGUAUCGGAAGAAUGCCAAGUUUGAAGAUGAACUUCUCAGAGGCGAGUACGUUUUGGGCCACAUCACGAUCAAAGUUCAAUGGUGCGUGCCGCCGCGAAACCACGCCAAGAGAUUAGACGAAUGGAUUCCCUGGACCAAGGUCACACAGGCUACAUUCGCCCAGGGCAACGACGUGUAUCAUGCAAUAUGGACCUAUGAGCAUAAGUUCCAUCCCGAAAUUACAACCACACUAAAUGGCGAACCAGUGCAAACACCACCAAUGAUAGAAGAUGAUUGGUUCUAUGUCCUGCAGAAGCCAGACAACUGUGGUUUCCUGAGUAACAACCCACUCCUUUCGUUCUCCUCAGUGAGGUCCAACUUUAUCACACGAAUUCUUGGUCUCAAUGUUAAGCGCUAUCCGAUUCCAACAUCCCAUGCCAGAACUGUACUCUGGAAAUCGUGGAAGGGAGGCAAGGACCUCGAUGCUAUCACGGCAAGGUGGCUUGAUGAAGGUCUGAUGAGGUCAGAUAAAAUUCUCAACGGUUACUGGAGAAAUAGGGAUCUUGGCCUCCUCGAUGCCGCCAAAGAUUACCUUGACGCACAGGCUGAUACCAUCAUGGCCAGAACUGAUAUCGACCCAGACAUCAGCUCGUGGGUACAUAUUGCUUUCAAGAUGAGUGACUUGUACAGCUUCGGACAGGGAGGAGACUCCAGAAUCAACACGAGAACUCUCUCCAAGCAGCUUCGGGACAGCGAUGACGAACUCCACAUCCUCGCCAUGGACACGUCGACUUGGCCCAAUGAGCCUGGCGGAGUGUCUGCUUGCCGAAGAGAUAUGGUUAACGAUCUAAAAACCAUAAAGUGGCACAUAGUUGCAGAGUCCGCCAACGAUUACGGAGUACCGAGAUUCCAGAUUGAAAGAAAUGUUCAAUCGCUGACCAUUCUACCUCUUUGGGGUCUGGAUUUCAUGAAUCCAACUCACGGAAUCCUUGAAAGUUACCUCGACUCAGCUGUUGUUCAAAGGUCGUACGACACCAGAACGGCGGAUAUCAAAAUGAAUUUCCUGCCGAUUCUUACUAGUUUGGUCCAAUGCUCCCGAACAAGGAACUUCACUCGCAAGCACAUUGAAGAGGCUACAAAGGCGCUAGUGGAUCUGAAUACAUACUUCGAAUCAACACGAAAUUGGAACGAUGUCUGGAUGAGCGACAUUGUCAAGCAGACAUGGCGUGAACUCUGGUUGGCUGAAGACUUGCCAGAUUCAUUGCCGGUAUCACAAUGGUGGGACUUCGAAAAGCCAACGAUGCAACAGCUCGACCAGGCUUUAGAUAUGUGGCACAGAUAUCUCUUCAUCUUCUCGAUCCCCGUCCCAGAGAAGAUCCCGCAUGUGUUCCAAGCAUCCCAUCACUUCACCGGCGCCACGUACGGUAUCCUCUGCAAAGUCAAGCGCAACUGCACACUGCAUGUUUGGGACCACUGUAUCAGCUUCCGAGAGUUCACUACGUUCAUGUCAUCUGCGGUGUCGUUCGAUACUCCUUUCAUCAACAGUUCCUUGAUAUCCCUCGGUCAUCUGAGUUGUGUUCUCCUCGAGCACCAUGCAGAUGUCGUUCUCCCAUGUUGUGAUUACUUCAACCCCGGCUGGGAAGUCGAGCUUGGAACCGCUGAAGGCUCUCUUGAGCAUCGUCGCACCUUCGCCCGAAAGAUCGAUCCAGUCGUCAACGGAAUCUGCAACAUGGAAAAAUUUGAGCCUAUCCAGACAAUUAAGACCGACAAGCCAACUGUCGUCAUGUUAUCUCACAUCCAAUACGUCAAAGACAUCAAGAGCGCCAUCAUGGCCACAGACCUCAUCGUCAACGGGUGGGGCUUCACGGACUACGUUCUCCAUAUUUACGGAGACAUGGAGCGCGCAGCCUCUCACUCAACAGAAUGUCAAGAGCUCAUCGCCUCCAAAGGCCUCCGUGAUCACUGCGUUCUCAAAGGUCUAGGUAACGCAUCCCUCGUCCUCCAAGACGCAUGGCUCUUCCUCAACUCCUCCAUCUCCGAAGGCCUGCCCCUUGCUAUGGGUGAAGCGGCCUUGACUGGCGUCCCCGUCGUCUGCACCGACGUCGGCGCCUCCUUCUGCGUCGUCACGGACCGCGUAACAGGCGACCGCUUUUCCGAAGUCGUGCCUCCAAACGAUUCCGAGUCUCUCGCUCGCGCCCAGAUCUCCGUCCUCGCUCUGCUUGGAAAAUGGGCCGAGCAUGCAGACGAUGCACCAGGCACCGCACCACCAGUUCUCGCAUACCCGAAUCCUACGCCGGAACAAGUACAAGCCAUCACCCGCCGCAUGUAUGAGAAAACCGAGCAACGGCGUCGUCUCGGUAUGAAAGGACGCAACAAUGUGCUGAAGAACUUCUCGUCCGAGAGAUAUCUAAGGGAACACGAGCAAAUGCUCUGGAUCGGGAAGCAGCGGAGCAGGAAUUAUAAAGUAAGGGGGAGGAUGCCAAUUAGCAAUAUUCCGGAUAGUUGGAUGAGUCAGUUUUCACUGGCCAGUUUCGAGAAAGGGGAGAAAAAGAGGGGCGUUAGUGUUUACAGUAAGAGGGCGAGCUCGAGCAUGUUGAGUGUGGAGAUGGAUAGAGGGAGUUUGGCGCUGCCUCUGACGGCGGGUUCAAGGGUGGGCAAUAGUUUGAGUGUGGAGAUAGAUAGGGGGAGUUUAGCGCUGCCUCUGACGGCGGGUUCAAGGGUGUGCAGUAAUUUGAGUAUGAGUAGUACUGUUGUUUGAUAGAGGGAUACAUGUACUGUUUUGGUUAAUGUUAAUGUUAAUAGACGAAAAGUUUAGCUGCAAAGUUUUAUAGUCCAGUUAUUUUGAAGUGUGGGAAAUUCGUGAGGCCCAUUUAUUAAAAAGCUGCGACCCAAGACACACCC